AUGUUGAUCGCCGGUCGACUGUCGCUGGCUCGCGAAAUCGCGAAUUUCCGCGACGGGUGUUCUGAUUACUACCAAUCAACAGACAGCGUCUGGUUAUCGAACAAAGAACGCGCUGAAAUUCAAAAACACCAGGAAGAAAUACGAAGUCGAAAACACGCCUCACGCUUAUCAAAAAAAGUAACCCUUGAUUUGUACGGGCGUCAGGUUAUUGACGAGCCUGAAAAUUAUGAUAAUUUGCCAUUACCUCAGCAAAGUCAAGCUCAAAGCUUCAACGAUGUUGUUUGUCCUGACUUGGAGUUCGAACUUCCUCAGUACGUAGAAACAAAUAAUAUUCUGAAGAAUAUAUCAAACAAUUCAAACGCUUCGACGACUAUCCGUCGAAUUCAAGAUAAAGAACUUCUGGACAUGGUUGAUGAAGGCUACUGCCUUUCUAUGCAUCAACCAUAUGCUUCUCUUCUAGUCGCAGGAAUUAAAAUAAUAUGGUACUCUGCACACCGAGGACGGUUGUGGAUUCACGCUGCGGCUAAAGUUGUUUCCAAAGAAGAAAUCACUGCUCUGGAAGAUCACUACAAAAAUUUUAAUGAAAAUUAUAUCUUUCCAAAAACAUACCCAGCUGGUUGUCUCAUCGGCUGUGUGACUGUCGUUGACGUUCUCCCCCAAGAUGAAUACCGUAAAAUUUACCCCGACGGUGAUUCAGACUCACCUUAUGUGUUUAUUUGUCAAGAUAGUCGUGAAUUAUCUUUGAAAUUUCCCAUGCAAGGAAAACAUAAAAUAUAUAAACUGGAUAAACAAAUUCACAAAGCUGCUUUGAAGCAUAUAUAA
Cotesia congregata is the source of this 822-nucleotide messenger RNA. Lineage: Eukaryota; Metazoa; Arthropoda; Insecta; Hymenoptera; Braconidae. The record is from the annotation of a GenBank genome assembly.